CGCAAAAUUGUUAACAUAACCUCAAUGGAAAAUUUGAUAAAGAUGUUUACGGAAGUUUUUCUCUGUGUUGUUUUUCUAUUUUCUGGCUUUUCUGCGGUAUUUUCCAAUGAAAUUCAGCUCCCGGAAAAGUUUGUUCAGAGUGAUUCACAUACCAAUAAUUGGGCAGUUUUGGUGGAUACUUCGAGAUUCUGGUUCAACUAUCGACAUGUAGCUAAUGUGUUGUCUAUCUAUCGCUCUGUGAAGCGUCUUGGGAUUCCAGAUAGUCAGAUCAUCCUCAUGAUUGCCGAUGAUAUGGCCUGCAAUCCCCGGAAUCCACGCCCAGCAACGGUAUUCAACAAUGCCAAUCAACACAUCAAUGUCUACGGAGACGACGUCGAGGUGGACUACCGAGGAUACGAGGUAACUGUGGAGAACUUUGUUCGCCUCCUGACGGGAAGGAAUAAGAAUGGCACAACGCGAUCUAAGAAACUCCUCACAGAUCCCGGAAGUAAUGUUCUGAUCUACCUUACGGGGCACGGUGGGGAUGGCUUCCUGAAAUUCCAGGAUUCCGAGGAGAUAACGAGUCAGGAGUUGGCGGAUGCCAUUGAGCAAAUGUGGCAGAAGCAGCGCUACAAUGAGCUCUUCUUCAUGAUUGACACCUGCCAGGCAGCAUCGAUGUAUGAGAAAUUCUACUCCCCCAAUAUCCUGGCUGUUGCCAGUAGUCUCGUUGGGGAGGAUUCCCUGUCGCAUCACGUUGAUCCCGCCAUUGGGGUGUACAUCAUUGAUCGCUACACGUACUACGCUCUUGAAUUCCUGGAAAAAGUCACACCGGAUAGUGAGAAAUCCAUGGGAGAAUUCCUCCAGGUCUGCCCGAAGCGUGUGUGCAUCUCCACAGUUGGCAUCCGGAAGGAUUUAUAUCCCAGAGAUCCCUUCAAGGUGCCCAUAACGAAUUUCUUCGGUUCCAUCCGGCAAACUGAAAUCGUCCGGACACGCCUCAAUUUAACACUCCCGGAAGAACCCGAGGAGAUCACUGACACCCACCCGGAUGAGCCAGUAGACUACCAGCUACAUCUCAUUGAGCAAUUUCCUAGUAAAUUAUUUCAAUAAAUAAACCUAAAAUUCAGCGUGAAA
Messenger RNA from Lutzomyia longipalpis, 1110 nucleotides. It is a transcript of the gene PIG-K, whose product is annotated as putative GPI-anchor transamidase. The transcript is spliced from 3 exons. NCBI's taxonomy places the organism in Eukaryota, Metazoa, Arthropoda, Insecta, Diptera, Psychodidae. The record is from RefSeq and is a predicted model, not a curated record. Gene Ontology annotation, biological process: protein localization to cell surface; attachment of GPI anchor to protein; proteolysis. Gene Ontology annotation, cellular component: GPI-anchor transamidase complex. Bases 25 to 1086 code for a protein of 353 amino acids. Gene Ontology annotation, molecular function: GPI-anchor transamidase activity.